UCCUCAAAAGGAUUUGGGUUUUAUUAAGAGAUGCAAAGACAUCAGAAGCCAGUUAACAGAGGAAGUGCAGGUGGGUCAUCGAGAGCAGCAUAAGAACAACAUUAAAGGUCUGUAAAAAGAGGUGUGAAAAAAAGAUGGUGCAAACUGUCGUGUUCCUUCUUCUGCUCAACAUCUCGGCCUGCUGCGGUUUUGGCUUUAAAGGCUGCACCCUGAACCUCCCCGUGACAGACGUCUUGUGGUGCUCCAACCGGAACAUCGCUAACCUCUCUGAUGUCGUUAGCAUGUUCCCAGAAAACAUAUCAACAAUCCACCUGUCCAGGAACAAGAUCACCGUCAUCCCACCUGGAUCAUUCAGUAAAAUGCUCAGGCUCAAACGCCUGGACCUGAGCUACAACCAUCUGGCCUUUCUGAAAGGAGGACAAUUCAGAGGCCUGGGGGUCCUUGAUUUUCUCAACCUCACCGGUAACAACAUCUCACACAUCUACUCCGAUGGCUUUGAUGGACUCACCAGGCUCCAGACCCUGCUUCUGACCCACAACACACUCACAACAAUCUCUCUGGGUGUCUUUAAGUUCCUCCCGGCGAUUCAACAAGUCAAUCUGUCCCUGAACAUGCUCAAGGCCUUCAGCUGCGGGGACUCCGGUGGAUCGUCCACUCUUCGUCAGCUCGAUCUUUACGCAAACAACAUCCAGAGGUUUAACGUGAGCUGUUUCCCCGCCCUAGAGUACAUCAGGCUGUCCAACAACUCAAAGCUGGAGCUACAGGCAGAUGUGUUUGCCUCCAACCCCAGGCUGAAGAGUCUGCUUUGUCAAGGAAUUAAAGCAGAAGUGCUGAUGGGACUCUCCGCAGAGACGAAGAAGAAUCUCUCUUGGGUGGCAUUUUCUCUGUUUGUGCAGAAGUCUCCAUUGACUAUCUGUGGAUUGCUGAAAGGAAUGGACCAGCUUGAGAAAGUAGAGAUUGACUUGAAAGGAUCCCGGUUACGACGGACUACCUCCAGCCUGCUGGACUGUGACACUCCACCUGUGGUCGUAAUUAACGAUGCAAACCUCGGGGAUGUCGGCCACCUGUCGUUGGGUCGGGGUAACACGAGCAUACUUUCUCUCAACAACUGUGGCUUGAAGCACAUUUCUCGUACUACAUUUAAGGGUUACCGAGGAUUGAAAACGCUGCAGCUGAAUAAAAAUCAGCUCAAAAUUCAGCGGGACACAUUCAAUGAUCUGACCCUCCUCACGUUCUUAAGCUUUGACAGAAGCGAAGUUCGUGAUAUUGACCUCUACUUCUUCGCCCCUCUGAAGAAGCUGACUCACCUGUCACUCCUGAAUAAUAAAAUCACAAGGUUGACACCAAAGGUAUUCAGCGCCCUCACUCGACUUGAGCAGCUCUACUUGCAGUUCAACCUGCUGAAAUCCAUCACCAAUAAGCCCUUCAGUCAGCUGCGGAGGCUAACGAAGCUCAACCUCAGCUUGAACAUCAUUCAUUUCAUCGAAACCGGCACCUUCGAAGACCUGACAAAUCUCAUAUACCUGAACUUAAGUGGGAACCGCAUCAAGACGCUGACACCAUAUAUUCUGUCUGGCCUCACCAAUUUGAGGACAUUUGUUCUGUAUAAUAACUGCCUCCAUUUUAAAAUCUUUGAAGCUCCUUUCAUCAACCUUACUUCUCUGGAGCAUCUCAACAUGGACUACCAGGGGCCCGGAGGUCAAGGCAUUGGUAUCAUUGGACCACAUUUCUUCCAAGGUCAAAGCAGACUUACAUCGGUCAGCAUCGGGAACAGCAUCCUGAUGGAGUUCCAUCCUGAUGCCUUCGUUCCUCUGGUCAAUUUGACAUUCCUGUACAUAACUGGCAUGGCUAUGACAAAGACGAACCUAAGCGCAGCGUUGUCCCCUCUGAAAAGGCUGAAGAUGCUGAUUCUGUACAGAGCAGACCUUGAUGCUCUGCCUGCUAACCUGAUGCCUCCAGAUAACACACUGGAGGUUCUCGAAGUCAAGUCAAACCACCUGCACACUGUGGACAAAAGGAUGCUGGAUGCUCUGCCAAGAUUGCUUUCCUUGGACAUUACAGACAACCCACUUACCUGUACCUGUGAUAACUCCUGGUUCAAGACCUGGGCCAUCCACAACACUCGAACACAGGUGUCCUUCCUGUACGACCUGAAGUGUGAAAACGCCAGAUCAUCUCCCUACCUGUGGCAGUUUGACGACAAGGCCUGCUCCUAUGAACAGGUUUCCUUCUCUCUCUUUGUGGCCUGCUCUGUGGUGGACAUCGUGUUUGUAUGCGUGUGUCUGGCCUGGCACACACAGGGCCCCACUCUGCGCUACCUGCUGCUCGUCCUCAGGGCAAAACUGCGUGGACGUAAGGGGGCAGCAGGGCUCAAAUUCCAGUAUGACGCAUUCAUCUCCUACAGCGCAAAGGAUGAGGCCUGGGUGAUGGAACAACUGGUGCCCAAUCUAGAGAGGCCUGCUGCUGGUGCACCGAGGCUCAGGCUGUGCCUCCACCACAGAGACUUCCGCCCCGGUGCUGCUGUUUUAGAUAAUAUCGAAGCCGCCAUUUACGGCUCUCGCCACACCAUCUGUGUGGUGACGCGUCACUUCCUGCAAAGCGAGUGGUGCUCCGUGGAGUUUCAGCUGGCCAGUCUGAGGCUUUUAUACGAUGGCAGUGAUGUCCUGCUGCUGGUGUUCCUGGAGGAGAUACCUGAGCGCUGCUUGUCUCCCUACACACGCUUAUGCAAGAUUGUUCGCAAGAAGACCUACCUGCUGUGGCCUGAGAAACCCCAGGAGCAGGACGCUUUCUGGGUCAGACUGAUCGAUGCUUUGAAAGACGAGGAGGGAGGAAGAGGCGGAGAACAUGAUUUGGCACGGCUAAUUGGCUAGACCAAAUGCUAACUCUUUCAACAUACCCAGAAUUAUAUUUUCACAGCCUGACAGAUAUAGAUAUCUAUAUCUAUAGAUAGAUAUAGAUAGAUCUAUAGAGAGAGAAGCUAUGUAUGUGUUCUAUUGCUUUUACAUGACGUGUUGGAAAUAUUGAAAAUGUAUGACUUGCUAUAUAAUAAACGUCACCUGAUACUUUG
Messenger RNA from Cottoperca gobio, 3067 nucleotides. RefSeq names its product toll-like receptor 13. NCBI's taxonomy places the organism in Eukaryota, Metazoa, Chordata, Actinopteri, Perciformes, Bovichtidae. Gene Ontology annotation, biological process: signal transduction. The transcript is spliced from 7 exons. Gene Ontology annotation, molecular function: protein binding; signaling receptor activity. Gene Ontology annotation, cellular component: plasma membrane. The record is from RefSeq and is a predicted model, not a curated record. Bases 135 to 2870 code for a protein of 911 amino acids.